Magnolia sinica is the source of this 1749-nucleotide messenger RNA. Its product is annotated as wax ester synthase/diacylglycerol acyltransferase 5-like. The record is from RefSeq and is a predicted model, not a curated record. The transcript is spliced from 4 exons. Lineage: Eukaryota; Viridiplantae; Streptophyta; Magnoliopsida; Magnoliales; Magnoliaceae. Gene Ontology annotation, molecular function: diacylglycerol O-acyltransferase activity; long-chain-alcohol O-fatty-acyltransferase activity. Gene Ontology annotation, biological process: triglyceride biosynthetic process. The coding region runs from base 83 to 1537 and encodes 484 amino acids. Gene Ontology annotation, cellular component: plasma membrane.
AAUAGCUGCAAGAAGGGAACAUAAGAAAUUAAGCCCUUGAGCAAACUCAAAAAAGAAACAAAGAAACAACGAAAGAAAGAAGAUGAGAAAGGCGAACAUGGCUUCCAAUCAAUCAACAGAUGUGGUAUUAGAAGAUCAUUCACGACUCCUUCCUGCAAGCCCAACCUCAGAAUACAUCCACAGCUCAAUACUCUCCCUCAGUAUUAUUGGUGUCUUCGAAUUGGAGAUUCCAAUCGAAGAUUCAAAGGCAACCACAUUACUCAGGGACCUGUUCCUACCAAUCAACCCCCGCUUCUCAUCAACACUCGUUAAUGACGAUAAGGGUGCGCAACGUUGGAAGAGAGUCGAUGUCAGGCUUGAAGACCAUGUAAAGGUCCCACAUUUUCCAACUGGAUUACCACCAGCUACUUACGAUGACUACUUACAGGGGUACUUAUCAAAGAUAGCAUUGGAUCAGCUCCCCGAGAACCGUCCAUUGUGGGAAAUCCACAUAAUCAAGUACCCGACAAGCGAUGCUGCUGGGACUGUAGUGUUCAAGUUGCACCAUGCACUUGGAGAUGGAUUCUCUCUAAUGGGUGCUUUGUUUUCUUGCCUUAAGAGAGCUGAUGAUCCCUCCCUUCCUCUAACAUUCCCUGCUUACUCAGCUAAGACGGCCGCAUCUUUGAGAUCUCAUUGGAUGGCCGUAGCAUCCAAGAAAUUAUUCAACAUUGCCGCUGGUUGUUGGUACACUACUCCUGAUUUUGUCCAGAGCGUGCUGCACAGCACGGUGUUGGAAGAUGAUUGGACGGCGAUCCGAUCAGGGACACCUCAAGUAGAGCUGGAGCCAGUCACCAUCUCAACCGUCACCUUCUGCCUCGAUCGUAUCCGCCAAAUUAAGUCCAAGAUUGCCGGAACUGUGAACGAUGUAAUGGUUGGGAUCAUAUUCUAUGCAAUACAGUUGUAUCAGCAAAGGAUGGGCCGGAUAUGGAGUAGCCAACGUAUGACGGCAUUAGUGUUGUUGAACACAAGGAUGAUAAAUGGGUAUCACAGCGUGAAGGAGAUGCUCAAAAAGAAGACGUGGGGAAAUCAUUUCACCUUUCUUCAGAUAGCAAUCCCUUCCUGCAGCAAUGCUGAGAAAGAAAAUCCCUUAGCAUUCCUCAUCAAAGCUAAGAAAACCAUCAAGAGGAAGAGGCACUCUCUAGCCGUUUAUCUCACUGGUAGACUGGUUCAAAUGUUAAGGACCAUCCUUGGCCCAGAGACAGCUUCUCGAUACAUUCAUUCGACCCUGAAGAACACAACCACCGCAAUUUCGUCUUUGGUGGGCCCCAUUGAGAAAGCAGGGAUGGCAGAUCAUCCAGUGAAGAGUUUCUACUUCACGGUAGCGGGGGCCCCACAGAGUUUGUCUUUGACGAUGGUGAGUUACAUGGGGAAGCUAUGGCUGGCAGUAGCUGCGGAGAGAGAGUUCAUAGAUUCCCAGCUGCUUGUAUACUGUCUGGAAGAGGCAUACGAUAAGGUGCACAGAGAGGCCUGUGGCAAGGAGGGCACUCAAUCUAAAUGACCAAAAAGACUCUCUCAACCGUCAUUACUUCAGUGCAGGGGUGGUUAAUUAAGACUUGUUUGCAUAUCACUCAAUAAGUAACUUUUUAACUUAUAUAAGUUAAUAAGUUACAUUUUAAAUUUAAGUUAGUUUGGUAAGCUUAUGUGAUGAAAUUUACUUAUUCUUAUAAGAUUAUUUAUUUGUUUUCUUGCUUUUCAACUAAUUAUAACUUU